Fusarium fujikuroi IMI 58289 is the source of this 738-nucleotide messenger RNA. RefSeq lists its product as uncharacterized. The record is from RefSeq and is a predicted model, not a curated record. The transcript has a single exon. The coding region runs from base 1 to 738 and encodes 245 amino acids. Lineage: Eukaryota; Fungi; Ascomycota; Sordariomycetes; Hypocreales; Nectriaceae.
AUGGUGAACAAUGAUUCCCGCCGAGCGGCUAGUAAUGAAUACAACCUCACUCGAGAUUAUUUCUCUUACGAAAUCUCAAAGGGAGAUCUCGACUGGCGCUCUUCUCAGGUCGAUAGUGUCUUAUCAUCUUUCGAGGAAGCCAAGAAGGUCAUGUCAGCACAAGCCAUCCAUGAGAUCCAUAAGUAUCUCAAAGCAGGCAGAUGGAUCAACGAUGCCCCCUCUGCCAGUAGACACCCUGCAUACAAGCAUAUAAAAGGACAGUCAAGUGGCCCUAAAAGAGGGGUGCGUCUGCUCUACUAUCCUUAUUUCUUCGUCUUACAUGCAAUCUUUCCACCGUCCGAGUCUCUCAGAAUUGUCUGUGAGGAAUUCGGCCGUCACUGGGAUCUUCAAGUUGACGUCCAGGAACCUUUUUACCCCCGUCUGAAAGACACCGAGAGGGAGAUGGAACUCAUCAUGGGGAAGAAUCCACGUCCUCGGGGACAAGUCGGGCGCUCUUCACGGAGCCAGUUUUCCACCGCACUCUUCACUCUAACUCAUGACGGUGACUCGGAGACGGAAGAUCAGAAGGGCAGCAUUCAAGUGGCCACCGACACCGCUCAUAUCUCCCAGCCAGUACCUGCCAGUGCCCCCGAUACCCUUCGUAACUACGACGAACAACUAGCCAGUAUCCGAAGCGACUUUGAGCAACGCCUUGCCGAGUUCCAAGCUCAGAUGCAGCAAGACGCUAUUAAACCCUAG